AUGCAGUCACUCCUCCAAUAUCGUCGUCUACGGCGGGAAGUGCAAGAAGAUCUGACACACGUCCAGCAGGCCGUGCGGCCCGCCGACCCGGCCCUGAGCACAUCCACAGCUGAGCCCAAGGAGGUGGUGCCCGAGGAGGAAGAGCCCAAGGAACUGACCCUAGUGUCAGGCGUCACCGUGUCGCGUCCAGACGAAGGCAACGGCAGCGUCGUCUUCGAGAAAUGGAUGGCCAUGCUGACGUGCUGUGCUAUCGCCAUUCCUCUGACAAUGCUCGCCUCGAUUGAGGGUCCCACCCAAUAUGCCUUCGACGAACACUACGGCGUGAAUGCCAUGGCUGGAUCCAUGACCACCGGCAUCUUUCUCAUCGGCACUGGUGUGGGUUCGCUGUUCGCCGGCCCAUUCUCCGAAACAUUCGGCCGCAAUGCCGUCUACUUCAGCACCAUGGUUGUGGUCCUAUUGUUCAUCAUGGCCAAGGCCCUGGCGCCCAACUACGGCGCCGCCCUCGCCUUCCGCUUCCUGUGCGCCCUGUUUGCGGCCAGCCCGAUGACAGUGGCGGGCGGCACCAUCGGCGACAUCUGGACUCCCAUGCAGCUCCCCUUCGGCCUGCCUGUGGUCACCUUUGCCGCCUACGCGGGCCCCAUCCUGGGUCCUGUGAUCAGCGCCUACACGCCCGAGAUCGGCUUCGCCUGGGCCGACUGGAUCUCCAUGAUCAUGGUCGGCGCCGCGCUGGUCUUUGUGCUGCUCGCCCAACCCGAGACGUUCGGGCCUGUGCUGCUGGAAUGGCGUGCCAAGCAUCUGCGCGAUCUGACAGGCGACAACCGAUAUCAGGCCAAGCACGCGUCAGCCAGCUCGUUCGGCACCCGGCUGCUGACCAACGCGUUUCGACCUUUCUCCAUGGCCUGGACCGAGCCUAUCAUCCUCGUCUUCAGUUUCUACCUCACGCUGUUGUACUUUGUGCUCUUUACCUUCCUGAACGGCUACCCUUACAUCUUCGAAAGGCCGUAUGGCAUCUCCACGAGCUUGACCUUCAUCAUCUGGUCCGCCAUGAUGCCCGGCGUCUUCGCCGCCAUGGCCUCAAUCCCAUACAUAUACCACCUGACCAAGAAGGCUGCCGCGAAGGCGGCCGCCGCGGGCGAAUCCCUGCAGCCAGAGGUGUCCCUGUACUAUUCCAUGGCCGGCGCUUCCAUCCUGAUGCCUGUCUCACUGUUCUGGAUGGCGUGGACAUGCUAUAGCGACAUCAGCAUCUGGUCACCUAUCGUGGCCUCAGGCGUCUUCGGUUACGCCCUGGUGUGCAUCUUCACCACCUCCUACAUGUACAUCAUCUUCGUGUACCUACAGUACGCGGCAUCCGCUCUGGGCUUCAUGACCUUCACGCGCUACGUCAUCUCUGGCGCGCUAAGCCCAGCCUCGAUCGUCAUGUACGACAACCUAGGCCCGCACAUCUCCUUGACCAUCGUAGCCAUCGUCACCACUGUCAUGGCACCCGUGCCAUACAUCCUGUACAUAUACGGCCACAAGAUUAGAGCCAUGAGCAGAAAUGUCCAGAACAAAGCCUAG
Molecule: messenger RNA, 1557 nt
Organism: Endocarpon pusillum Z07020
Lineage: Eukaryota; Fungi; Ascomycota; Eurotiomycetes; Verrucariales; Verrucariaceae
Exons: 4
Coding region: 1-1557 (518 amino acids)
Biological process (GO): transmembrane transport
Molecular function (GO): transmembrane transporter activity
Source: RefSeq, a predicted model, not a curated record